AUGUCAGCUGAAAACUCAUUAGAAUCCAUCCCAAAGAUCUUGGAACAAUCUUUACUCCCACAGUACUCCAACCAGGCAGAGAAGACUUUAAAAUCAAUAGAAAAUGAACCAGGGUUUUCUAUCAACUUACUACAUAUCAUUGCUUCAAGCAACCUUUCCAAUUCAAUAAGAUUAGCAGCAGCAUUAUAUUUCAAAAACUUAGUCAAGAGAAAAUGGAUUACUGAAGAUGGCACUAAUUAUCUAUUACCAUUGGAAGAUAUCAACAAGAUCAAAUACGAAAUUAUUGAUGUGAUGAUAAAUUUGCCUAAUCAAUUGCAAAUUCAAAUUGGUGAGGCAAUUAGUUUGAUUGCUGAAUGCGAUUUCCCUCACAAUUGGCCCAAUUUAAUCGAUACUUUAGUUUCCAAGUUAUCAUUGACAGAUUUUGUCAACAACAAAGCAAUCCUUUUGGUUUCUCAUUCAAUUUUUAAAAAAUGGCGACCAUUAUUUCGAUCAGAUGAAUUAUUUUUGGAAAUUAAAUUGGUUUUGGAAAAAUUUGUUGAACCAUUUUUGAAAUUAUUUAUUGAAUUGGAUCAGCUAAUUGAUAAACUGAAGGAUAAUGAAGCACAAUUGGGGAUUUAUUUUGAAAAUUUAUUAUUAUUGAUGCAGAUUUACUAUGAUUUCAAUUGUCAGGACAUUCCCGAGUUUUUUGAAGACCAUAUGAAUGAAUUGAUGAAUAUUGUUCAUAAAUAUUUGGUAUAUGAUAAUCCGCUACUCUUGAAGAAAGAUGAGGAUGAGGAAGUUGAUGUAUUGAUUAAAGUCAAGACUUCGAUUAUUGAAUUGUUGUCGUUGUAUGUAACAAGGUAUGCUGAUGUGUUUGAACCAUUGAUUCAAACGUUUAUCACGUCAGUCUGGGACUUGAUAAAUAACUUUGUCACCAAGCAACCCAAAUUCGACUUGUUGGUGGUUAAAGCUUUGCAUUUCUUAUCAUCCAUUAUCAAAAUCCCCAAUUAUCAAUCACUUUUCCAAAGUGAACAAUCAGUUAAUGAGAUUAUUGAAAAGAUUAUUUUACCUAACAUCAUGUUGAGAGAAAAUGAUGAAGAAACAUUUGAAGAUGAACCUAUAUUAUAUGUGAGGUCGGAUUUGGAAGGAUCUGAUUUUGAUUCAAGAAGGAAAAGUGCUACUGAUUUUUUGAGAGAGUUGAAAGAAUUGAAUAGUGAAUUAUUGACGACAACUGUUAUGAAAUAUGUCAAUCAAUUUUUAAGUUUUGCCACUAAUGAUUGGAAAAACAAAGAUACUGCUAUUUAUUUAUUCAGCUCGCUAGCGACCAAGGGAAGUGUGACAAAUGCCGGAGUUACGUCAACCAAUGUACUUGUUGAUGUGGUUGAUUUCUUUUCGAAAAACAUUGCUCAUGACUUGGAAUCAAACGAAGUGCAUCCGAUUUUACAAGUGGAUGCUAUAAAGUACAUUUUUACGUUUAGAAACCAACUUACCAAAGAUCAACUCCUACUUACUAUCCCCAGACUAAUCAAUCAUUUAGAAGUAAAUUCCAAUGUGGUUGUAUACACUUAUUCGGCAAUAACAAUUGAAAAAUUACUUUCAAUGACCAAUUUCAGCCAGGGCCAUCAACCAGUGUUUAAUAAAAAUGAUAUUGAACCCUUUGCUACUCCGUUGUUGACGAAGUUGUUCAAUUUGAUUUUAAUGAAUAGUGUUAGCUCACCCGAAAAAUUGGCUGAAAAUGAAUUUCUAAUGAAGUGUAUCAUGAGAGUACUCAAUACUUGUGAAGAUUUAUUUUCUGAACGAGUCACCAUUAUUGACCAAUUGUUGCAAAUUCUUAAAAUCACCGCCAAGAAUCCAUCCAAUCCUAAAUUUUCUCAUUAUACAUUUGAAUCUUUGGGGUUGCUUUUCAAAUAUGGAGCGCAACAAGAUCCGAAAAACAUUGAUCAAUAUAUCGACCAUGCCAUACCGGGUCUACUCAAUAUUCUUGCUGAAGAUGUUCAGGAAUAUGUCCCUUACACUUUUCAAAUCUUGGCGUACUUGUUAGAAAAUUAUCCUAAAUCGAAAGGGUUGCCCGAGACUUAUAAAUCAUUAAUCCAACCAUUGAUGUCACCUUCAGUGUGGCAGUUUAAGGGAAAUAUCCCGGGAAUCACUCGAUUACUAAUUUCAAUUUUGGAGCAUGAUCCUAGUUUUUUCAUUGAAGCAAACCAUUUAACUCCAUUAUUGGGAGUAUUCCAAAACUUGCUAGCUAGUAAAGCCAAUGAUUCGUAUGGAUUUGAUUUAAUUCAAAGCAUAUUGUUCAAUAUUCCCUUGACAUCAUUGCAACCGUACUUGAGUAAUAUUGCUCGUUUGAUUUUAACGAGACUACAAAAGUCGCGUACUGAUAAAUUUGUUAAACGAUUUGUCGUGUUUUUAAAUGUAUUGACAACGGUCAAUUUAAGUGAGGAGGUAAAAUACACAAACAGUGAAGCAUUAUCGGGUGGUGAUUUUAUAAUCCAAUUGAUUGAUUCGGUGCAGCCAGGAUUAUUUGGCCAAAUUUAUUCGUCGUUCAUGUUGCCAACAUCUUCGUUAUUGGCUAAUUUACAAGAUAAAAAGAUUGUCAAUAUUGGUAUUAGUUAUUUGUUGACCAAUGCCAAUUUCCAAUCGCAUUAUACGGGGUUGAUUAUUGACACUAUUGAGACAUUGAUUAAAAAUUUGAAUUCAUAUGAAGGCAUUGCCAAGGCCAACAAUAGCACUGGCAACAACAACAAUGGCCACGUUGUUAAUGUAGCCCCUACUACUGCUGGUGGGUCUGGUGGUGAGCCUGGUGGGUUAAAUGAAUUAGAUUCAGAUUUAUCUACAUUUGGAUCGCAUUAUUCGAAACUAGUAUCAAUUUCAAAUUCGUCGUUUGAUCCAUUGACACAAAUAAAGAAUAAUGAUUUUGAUUUGAUUAGGUUAACUGUAUUGACCAAUAUUAAGAAAGUCGAUGGUGGUGUUUUGAAUCAAUUGAGUAGUGAUACUCAAACAGUGUUGCAAAAAAUGGCAUUUUAA
Lodderomyces margitis is the source of this 3003-nucleotide messenger RNA. RefSeq names its product importin-alpha export receptor. Gene Ontology annotation, molecular function: small GTPase binding; nuclear export signal receptor activity. Gene Ontology annotation, biological process: protein import into nucleus; protein export from nucleus. The record is from RefSeq and is a predicted model, not a curated record. Gene Ontology annotation, cellular component: nuclear envelope; cytosol. NCBI's taxonomy places the organism in Eukaryota, Fungi, Ascomycota, Pichiomycetes, Serinales, Debaryomycetaceae. Bases 1 to 3003 code for a protein of 1000 amino acids. The transcript has a single exon.